CCCACAUCCAUCGUUCAGGUUCCACGGGUCAUCGUUUUACCUUGCCCAAGGAGAGCUCCGGGCCUGCAUCCUGUCUCGUCCGUCCUCGGCCGGACCAGCGUUCCGCGUCCUCGGAACAGGAACAGAUCAGUUCCUCAAGUGGGGAGCUACGCGUCCCGAUGCUUUAUUUGCAGCCAUGAUUUCUUAACAGUGUAUCUCCCAACGCUCCUUCCGGAUUUCACUCUCCUUGCCUCACCUCGCCCUCUCCUCCGGCGUUCCAAGUCCCGAAGAGCUUCCCUGUGUGUGAUACAGAAGCGAAGACUGUGUGUGUGUGUGUGCGGAAAGAGCAGAUAUCACCACCAUGGCAGGCGCAGGAGAGCAACAACACAGCGGGGGCGCAUACCGGCAGCACCUGCCUGAUCUGAGCACUCCUCGCUUCACCGAGAUGCAGAAGCAGGAUGCGCACGAGUACGCAAAGGCCUUCAAGGAAAGUGGCAACCCGCCGUGGCUGCACGGCUUGUACCUGCACUGGCGAAAGCUGUUCCAGGAGCCCUUCAGGGGCAUCACCAACGACGGCCGCGUCCGACCGGACCUCUUCACCCUCCAGGACGAGGGAAUGCCCAUCGAGCAGAUCGCCGCGGCGGCCGAUGCCCUCCUGGGGAAACUCUCCCCGCACCAGCGCUCGCUGGUGCAGUACCACAUCGACUCGCCCGAGUGGCGCUCCUGGUCCAACCCGGAAUUUCUGCUCUCCGACAAGGGCGUGCGGCUGGACGAGCUGCCGACCGAGACGCGCGACGCCGCCAUGGGCCUGCUCGCCGCGACUUUAUCGCCCGAGGGGUACGCCAAGGCCGUGGGCGCGAUGCGCAUCAACGGGUUCCUGGGCGAGCUGGUGCGCGCGCCGCGCGUGUGCAACGAGUUCUCGUACAACCUUGUCCUCUUCGGUGCACCCUCGGCCACGGCACCCUGGGGGUUUUCCUUCUACGGCCAUCACCUGUGCCUCAGCGUGUUCCUGUACAGGACCCAGGUGGUCAUCUCGCCCUGGUUCACGGGCGCCGAGCCGAACCUGAUCGACUCGGGCCCGCAUGCCGGCACGCGCAUCCUUGAGGAAGAGGAAAAGCUCGGCCUGAGGCUGAUGCGGUCGCUACCCGCCAACAAGCAGGCCCGGGCGCAGGUCUACAAGCUCCUCCGCGACCCGGCCAUGCCCCGCGGGCGGUGGAACCACGACGACCAGCGCCACCUGUGCGGCGCCUACCGCGACAACCGUGUCGUGCCCUAUGAGGGGGUGCUGGUGUCGGAGAUGGACGACGCGCAGAGGGGCCUGGUGCGCGCCAUAUUAGAGCAGUACCUGCUGUACCUCCCCGCACGGGCGCGCGGGAUAAGGCUCCGCCAGAUCGAGGAGUGGUUCCACGAGACGUACUUUUGCUGGAUCGGCGGUUUUGGUGAUGAGGAUGCCUUUUACUACCGCCUGCAAAGUCCCGUUGUCAUCGUCGAGUUUGACCAUCACUCAGGCGUCUUUUUGACGAACAAGGAGCCGGCCAAGUUCCACAUACAUACCCUGCUGCGGACCCCGAACGGCGGGGAUUAUGGGAUGGCCCUGAGGCCCUUGAUACCGGGCAUGGACCAGGGCUUCAUGUGGGAAGGUGAGAGAUGAAGUGGAGAUGAGGGGUGUUUAAUGUAGGUAGAUAAAUGUAGUAUGAAUAUCUAGGUAUUGUUACGAGUCAU
Canariomyces notabilis is the source of this 1701-nucleotide messenger RNA. RefSeq lists its product as uncharacterized. NCBI's taxonomy places the organism in Eukaryota, Fungi, Ascomycota, Sordariomycetes, Sordariales, Chaetomiaceae. The coding region runs from base 341 to 1630 and encodes 429 amino acids. The record is from RefSeq and is a predicted model, not a curated record. The transcript has 2 exons.